AAAAAAAAAAAAAAAAAAAAUCACACAAAAAAAAACACAAAAAACUAAAAAGACUCCAUGCAUCACUAGAUCACUCUCACACUAUCAAACAAGAAUAAUAGAAGCCACUUAUUUUUUAAUAAAUAAAACACUCAUCUCUCUCCUCAUGUUGAAAAAAUAAGCAUUUCAUUUAGUGGGGUUUGAGAUUUUUGGACAUAUUUAUAAUAUAUUGAAAGCUUCUCAUUUUUUGUUUGAAAAUCAUUCUUAGGGUUCUUCACAAAGAUUAUAUUACAUGAAGGAUCCUUGAGAGUUUUUUUCUUGUGGAGUGAUGCAAUGUUCUUUUUGGCUUGAUUUUUUAGAUUUCCUUUUUUGGGUUUUUCAAAAAGGAAUAUUUUGAUUUUUCUCUCCUUCCCGUUAAAGAUUAACAAAACACAAUGUCAAUCAGGGGAGUGACACCCUAACCUUGUUAGGGUCUUCGGUAUCUUGAUUGAUACUGUGUUUGUUUCACUACCAAAAAAUUGAAGAAAAAAAAAAAACAAAAGCAAAAAACAACGAAUUAGUUAUAAAUUUGUUUGCUAAUAUGUCGAUAAAUUGCUCGUAGCUAACAGAAUUUUUUGAUAGAUGUUGCUAAUCUGUCGCUACGAUUAGCGAUGAAUUUUGUUGUUUAGCUACACAUUUAUUUCCGUCGCUAAUUCCUGUUGUUUUUAGUAGUGAAUUUACACAAACAUGUAAAUAGAUCCUCUCCGGAUUCUUUUUCUUGGGAUAUGAAAGGGAAUGAAGAGCCUAUCGAUGAGUGGAAUUGUCAAGUUGUUGGAAAUUUGGACUCAAAAACAAUGCCUAUAGAUACUACUCAAGAAAUUGAGGAAAAUGGUGUAAAUGGAAGUUUUUCCAACAAUAAUAAGUGUAGCAUUGCCCAACGCCGGGCAGAAAAAUGUGGUUUCAAUGCUUCUAACAUUAGUACUCCGGCAAUGUCGCCGCCACCGGCUAGGGAAACAUUUCUGACAAUACCUCCGGGAUUAACUCCGGCAGCAUUGCUUGACUCUCCUGUUAUGCUCCCAAAUUCACAGGCACCACAAUCUCCUACUACAGGAAGCUUUCAUCAGUUCCCCACUAUCAUCAAUCAAGAAAAUUCAAUGACUCCUCAUUCCUCAAACACCCAAUCUCAGAAUACAACAAGAGAUCAUUUUGAAUUUCCAGCAGAAUCUCCAAAAGUGACUGCCUUAAAGAACUGUUCAGAUACACCUUCAGAAGGAAAUAAUCAACAAAAACUGGGCUGCAUUGGCUUAACAAACACUACUCAGCUAGGAAAUUGCUCCUUAAAAUCACUACACCAAUUUGAGCAAAGAGGUGCAACGAAUCCAAAUAUUGUUACCUCAAACGGCUUGGAUGAUGGAUACACUUGGAGAAAAUAUGGUCAGAAAACUGUCAAAGGGAGUGAAUUUCCUAGGAGCUACUACAAAUGUACUCAACAAAAUUGCCUUGUUAAGAAAAAAGUCGAACGUUCUCCAGAUGGACAGAUCACAGAAAUUAUCUAUAAAGGUGAACAUAAUCAUCAGAAAUCUCAACCUCCUCGACGUGCAACGACGAAUUCAAAUCCCUAUGGUUUAGCAGAGAUGACAGAAAUGAAUGAAAGAAAUGGUGGAUCAAGUAUUUGGAGAAACGUGCAAUUUGGAAGCAAUAUGGACUUUAGAACAUCCUCAACAUCUAUUUUGGCAGAGGUUCCUGAUUCGUUAAUGUUAAACCAUCAAAAGACAAAUAUGAAUGUGUUUGAAUCAGCUAGAACUAGUCCUGAGCCCUCUUCUACACUUGCUAGUCGUGAUGAUGAAGAUGAAGAUAGAGUUACUGAAGGGAGCACUUCCCUCGGUGAUCAUGUUGAUGAUUGUGAAUUUGAGCAUAAAAGGAGGAAGAGAGAAUUUUACUCAGCUGAAGUGAGUUUAUCGUCGAGGACAACAAGAGAACCAAAAGUAGUUGUCCAGAUAGAGAGCCAGAUUGAUAUUCUUGAUGAUGGCUAUCGCUGGAGAAAAUAUGGCCAAAAAGUUGUGAAGGGAAAUCCAAAUCCCAGGAGCUACUACAAAUGCACAAGUGCAGGAUGCCCAGUAAGAAAACAUGUGGAAAGGGCACCAGAUAAUCUAAAAUCAGUCAUCACAACAUAUGAAGGGAAACAUAACCAUGAAGUGCCAUCAGUAAACAAGACAAAUAGUGCUGCUAGUGUUACUGGAAAUCAAGCUUCAGCCUCUACUGCAAAUGGGCAAUCUUCUAUAUUGGCAUCUCCAAAAAGACAUAAAGUUUCCAAUCUUGGAAUGCAAGUGCAAGAUUUUAACUUCCAAUUUGAAAGAAAACCCUUUGACUAUGUAAGGCCAAGUUUUCUUGGAAGUCACCUUACUGACUUUAGAUUUGGAGCUACUUCACCUCUCUAUGACCUAAAAUUCCCAACUAAUUUACAGAGCCCUCUGUCCUACACUUCUUUUCUCUCUCGCCCAUUUACUCCUUUGCAGAUGCCUAAUUUUCCGUUGUCAUUAUCUUUGCCAACCAAUCUUCCUGUUGGCCCCAAUAUGGUGCCUUCUCUUGGUGGAUUUCAUUUUAAUGAUCACUCAUUAACACCAAAUGGUGUGUCAUCCCAUUCUUCUCUCGCAGUUGGGGAUCAAAAACAUUUUCACGAGAACAACAAUAACAAUAAUGACAAAAAUUCGAGACUGCUUAAAGACAAUGAAGAGAUGUAUGAUCAUCAAAAUGGAGUAUCAUCUACUGUAUUAUGCAGCCACAUUAUGGACAAUUUUCCAUCUUAGAAGAGUCGUGGAAUUUUAUUAAUCUAUUGCACCUCCAAAAGAGUCCAAGAUACUAGUGUUCAUUUGUUUUAGGCUCUCUAGAGAGAGAUAACAUGCCAACAAAAGGAAAUGGAAGAGGGAGAGGGGGGUGAGAGUGAUAGUGUGGUCCUGACCAUAUUUUAUGCUAGAUGAUCUUUAGUUUCAGAUCAAUAUUCUUUUUUUGACUUUUUGCAUGGAGCUAUCUGUAAAAAAAAAUUUGCAGAUUCAGGUUUUUGAGGAAGUUCUUGCCAGCUGAAUGAGCAAAUUCUGUAAACAAAGGAUUAUUUUGUCCUCUUUGCAUCUUAUUUUGUCUGAAAU
Messenger RNA from Lycium ferocissimum, 3101 nucleotides. RefSeq names its product WRKY transcription factor SUSIBA2-like. NCBI's taxonomy places the organism in Eukaryota, Viridiplantae, Streptophyta, Magnoliopsida, Solanales, Solanaceae. The record is from RefSeq and is a predicted model, not a curated record. Gene Ontology annotation, molecular function: sequence-specific DNA binding; DNA-binding transcription factor activity. Gene Ontology annotation, biological process: regulation of DNA-templated transcription. The transcript is spliced from 5 exons. Bases 744 to 2765 code for a protein of 673 amino acids.